AUGGCUGAAGCCGCGAUGAACUACGAAGACCUCGUCAAGGUCCUUAGGGCCCACGACAUCUCAAUCGACAACGCGUCGCUCAAGGCCGCGUGGGACGAUGAAACCCAGGGGCGCGUGCUCUCAGAAUGGGCAGGCCUUCAUCUGGCUCCGGACACGCUACUAAGCGCAGACGAGCUAAACCUUUACGCUGCGCUUGAGAAAACCGGAAAGGCGGAGAGGCUUGCUGAAACGCAAGCGUACUCAUCCACGCUAUUCUUUAACGAUGAUGAUAUCAAGGCCGCCAUCGAGGAGCUAACUCGGUCGACGGAAGCCAUCUCAAAGCAGACCGAGGCUCUCCGCCAGCAGCAAGACGCGUUGAAGCGCCUCGUGGGAAGCCAUAGCAAGGGCGGCGAGUCCCGCUCAAGCCUCGAGUCCAGGCGGUUGGCAAAGUGGGAGACAGACCGUAAGGCUCUGAGCUCGGCGGUCGAGAACAUGUCUCACGGAUUGGAAUUCCGGAUCUCGGAUAUUGAGCAGCAGACAAAGGGCCUGGGUGCCGGUCUGCGGCAGACCGUGGAUAGCCUCUUUCAAUCAGACGACAAGUUACUCUCCAGUCUUCAGAAAUUAGGCUGGGAGCUUGAGACAGAAGAUCCAGAAGAGCAGGAGAGUAUCCAAAAGCUACGAGACAUCUGCGCCAGAUUGAUCAAGUACACGGUUGAGGCGAUCCGGACAAAGCUGGACCGGGUCUACCUUGAGACUUUGGAAUCAUCAAAGCGCACCGGGGAUCGCCCUCAAGUGUCCAAAGAUGAUUUGGUGCUGUUACAAGAGGAAGUCGAGUCACUCUACUCCGAGAUUCUCCCUGUUGCCCAGAUGUCGGUGGAGCAGCAAUAUCUCGAGCCGGCGCUCAAGUCCCUAGCAGCGAAGAAUGGCGAUAGCCAGUCACGCUCGGCUGCAGCGGUCACAUAUAUUCAUUCCUGCUUCGACUAUCUGCUUGAGCACAUUGAGAUGCUGUCCGCUAGGAUCGAGGCUUUCAAGGGCCACCAGGCUGCAACCAGCACGGUUUUGGCCACAGCGAGAGCCGAAGUGUCGGCGACCAUCCAGUCCCCCUCAAAAAGCCGACGUCGGCCGACAGUCACCGCGUCUCCCACUAGGCGGCGGAAGUCAUCGGGUCACGGGGGUUCACCCGUGAGGAUGCGCACCCUGUCCACAUCACGGAGGCGCUCCUCCGGAGGGUUGGACGAGUCGCCACUCGAGCAGCUCCUGCGCGGACUAGCUCUGAGUCUGCCCCAGACAGAGGAUGGCACAGCAUCCGCGACUCUUGACAAGGAGCAGUUGACGUUCCUCUCGAGGACGCUGGGCGAGCGGUCGGACAAGGCAGCUGACGUCGCGCGCAACGUGCAGGAGGCCUUUGAGAGCGCGGUCACCUCGCAGCUGUCUGACGCACGUCAGGCCCUCCAGGCAGUGCGGGACUCGGUGCUCGCAGAGAGCCCGUUUGGAGAGGUCACACUGGUCGACCCGGAGAUUGACGGUUCCAUUGUAGUCCUCGCACAAGAGGUGCAGCGCGUCCAGAGCGAGCUGCAGGGUGUGGAGAAGGACAUGGUCGCCGUGAAGAAACGAAACGCAAAGAAGGAUGAGCUCAUCAAUCGAUGGGGCCGUUAG
Phaeoacremonium minimum UCRPA7 is the source of this 1635-nucleotide messenger RNA. RefSeq lists its product as hypothetical. The coding region runs from base 1 to 1635 and encodes 544 amino acids. The record is from RefSeq and is a predicted model, not a curated record. The transcript is spliced from 4 exons. NCBI's taxonomy places the organism in Eukaryota, Fungi, Ascomycota, Sordariomycetes, Togniniales, Togniniaceae.